Trifolium pratense (red clover) is the source of this 928-nucleotide messenger RNA. Its product is annotated as probable transmembrane ascorbate ferrireductase 4. NCBI's taxonomy places the organism in Eukaryota, Viridiplantae, Streptophyta, Magnoliopsida, Fabales, Fabaceae. The record is from RefSeq and is a predicted model, not a curated record. Gene Ontology annotation, molecular function: oxidoreductase activity. The transcript is spliced from 4 exons. The coding region runs from base 144 to 869 and encodes 241 amino acids.
AUUCCAACAAUUUCCAAAGUUACUUUAAGUUUGUGUUUUGAGUGUAUAGUGGAGAGGUGGAAAAAAAGUGGAUCUAAGAGCUGAGUUGUCGGCAGCCAUAUUUCAGUGUACAAACCAACUAACCCACUUCAGUAGUACUUGAUAUGGACACUGUAUUUCCCUCACUACUCUCUUUGCUAUUUCUAGCAAGAAUUUCAGGUUUUGCGGUAGCAUUUCUUGUUCUCUUUUGGGCUCUCUCUUUCAAAUCUAGCUUCCUCACACUUCCUUCCCUUCCCCAACAAGAUCUCAACUAUGCAGUUCUCCAUCCUGUGCUGAUGGUAAUUGGAUUUAUCCUCUUAAGUGGAGAAGCAAUUUUGGUACAUAGAUGGUUACCAGGGUCAAGGGGAUUGAAGAAAUCGGUGCAUUUAUGUCUACAAGGGGUGGCUUUAGCUUCAGGGAUUUUUGGGAUUUGGACAAAAUUCAAAGGAGAAGAUGGGAUUGUGGCAAAUUUCUACAGCCUGCAUUCAUGGAUGGGUUUGAUUUGUAUAUCCCUCUUUGGUGCCCAGUGGCUAAUAGGGUUCAUGAACUUUUGGCACCGAGGAGAAAUGCGAACAGUGAGGAUAAGGAUCUUGCCAUGGCAUGUAUUUGUUGGCCUAUACACUUAUGCAUUGGCAGUAGCAACAGCAGAAACUGGAUUACUAGAGAAGUUAACAUUCUUGCAAACACAGAGAAAUGUAUCCAAGCACAGCAUUGAGUCAAUGGUUGUAAAUAGUUUAGGCAUUGCUCUUGCACUCCUUAGUGGCUUUGUUAUUUUGGCUGCUGUUUCACCUAAGUAUCAAAUGCUUAAUACCACACUUUUCUACUCAGAUACUAGGUGUUUGUCAUCUUAAUCAAACACAUUUCACAAUUGUUCAUGCUUUAGUAAUAAUAUAUGUUCUAAGGUUAUCUA